Condylostylus longicornis is the source of this 3099-nucleotide messenger RNA. RefSeq lists its product as uncharacterized. The transcript has 16 exons. The record is from RefSeq and is a predicted model, not a curated record. Gene Ontology annotation, biological process: protein secretion; endoplasmic reticulum to Golgi vesicle-mediated transport; intracellular protein transport. Gene Ontology annotation, cellular component: endoplasmic reticulum-Golgi intermediate compartment; COPI vesicle coat; Golgi membrane. Bases 1 to 3099 code for a protein of 1032 amino acids. NCBI's taxonomy places the organism in Eukaryota, Metazoa, Arthropoda, Insecta, Diptera, Dolichopodidae. Gene Ontology annotation, molecular function: structural molecule activity.
AUGUUGAACGCACAGUCUAUACGUGAAGCAAUCACAACGGUGUUAUCCGAUGUCAAUAAAGAGGAUGGGAAGACUGGUGGGUCAAACUUUGACGCCCCAGGAAGAGAGCGAUUUGUUUUUCGGUGUGACAAAACUGUUCCAAUCGACGAACGAUCGUCUCCGUCGGAUGGUCUAUCUUGCUAUCAAGGCUCUCAAUAUAAGCGAGGGAGAGGCCUUCAUUGUGACCUCCUCCUUGACGAAAGUGAGCCCGAGCGAACUUCUUGCACUUAUUAUGCAGUCCAUCCACCCACACCUCCAGUUUCUACAGUGCAUGCAUUCAGUAGUCCAUUGUCGCUCCGUUUUCAGGACAUGAACUCUGGAAGUGAUACUCAUCGAGCAAACGCCAUCCGUACAUUGAGCAAAAUCGUUGACGCAUCGAUGGCAACACAAAUCGAGCGUUAUCUUAAGACGGCUAUCGUUGAUAAAUCUCCCUUCGUUGCGUCGUCGGCUUUGGUUUGCGGAAUGAGUUUGUUGAAGACGUGUCCAGAUCUUGUCAAACGCUGGGUGAAUGAAGUUACUGAGAGCGUUCGCUCCAAAAAUACAACCGUUCAGUUUCACGCACUGGCUUUGCUUUAUGAAUUGAAAAAAUCGGAUCGACUAGCGCUCCAUAAAGUUGUUGGGACUCUCACCGCCACUCCACUGAAGAGCCCUCUUGCGGAAUGUCUUCUCAUUCGUUAUGCAACGCGCAUUUUACGGGCAGAGAAAGAUCCAGCACUCGAAAGAAGCCUCAUCGACUAUUUGGGAUCGCGUUUGCAUCAUCGAUCUGAAAUGACGGUCUUGGAAGCUGCUCGAGCGUUGUGUGAUUUGGCGUGUGAUGAUCCUCGUGGAGGAAUGGAAAUUUGCGGAACAGAUUUAACUCCCACACUCACUGCACUGCAGAUCAUGCUUUCUAAUCAGCGUUCGGCAGUUCGCUUUGCCGCAGUGAGAACAUUGAAUAAAUUGUCACGAGCCAGACCGCUAGCUGUUGCACGGUGCAACUCGGAGAUUGAAGCACUGCUUUCUGAUGGAAAUCGUAGCAUAGCGACGUUGGCCUUAACGACAUUGUUCAAGACAGGCCAUGAAUCCGGAAUAGAGCGUUUGAUCAAGCAGAUCUCCCUCUUAAUGUCUGAAAUCGCUGAUAGCUUCAAAAUUGAGGUCAUUGAAGCGGUUCGGCAAUUGGCAUCAACGUAUCCUUCCAAGCAUCGAACUAUGAUGAGUUUUCUUGCGACUCAGUUGCGAGAGGAAGGAACCUACGAGGUUAAGAGAGAUCUGGUCGAAGCCCUUGCCGCUUUGCUCGAAGAAAAUCCUCAGGCGCAAGAAGCUGGAUUGUUUCAUUUAUGUGAAUUUAUCGAAGAUUGUGAAUAUCCAACGCUCUGUAUCCGCAUUUUGGGACUUCUUGGAGAGUUGACGCCCACAACGUCCCAACCAUCUAAAUUUAUUCGAUUUAUUUAUAACCGAUUGAUUUUGGAAAAUGCUGCUGUUCGAGCAGGUGCUGUUGACGCGUUAAGUCGCGUCGGUUUGCGAUGUCCUGAGCUUUCGAAGAACAUAGCGGUGUUGCUUGAAAGUUGCCUUGUUGAUAAUGAUGAUGAACUUCGUGAUCGCUCUCGGCUUUAUUGCAAGGCAUUAAAUUUACAUGAUUCUGACGGUGAAUCAACUUGUGCUUCUUCGACUGUUUCUCUUGAAGAACUUCUCACUCCUGAUCUUCCUGUUUCCAUUGACGCAACACUCGACUACACAAAACAAUGGUUAGAAUCAUCUGGAUCUAUCGGACCUCUUGAUCUCUCAAAUCUUCCAUCUGAGGAGGAAUAUAAGAAUAUCAGUGCAAUGGUUGCUGCUGCAACAGCCGCUGCGUCUCCCACUCAAGCUGUAAGUUACAUGCUUUGCUGCUGCGUCUUGAUGCCUCCUUCUCAGGCCGCUUCUCCAACGACUCAAGCUGCUAGGGCGUCAUUCGAACUGGCAGGGGAUGGAAUUGUCUCUGAGCUUUCUCGUGUUUGCUCCUCACUCUGCCCUGAUGAAGUCUUGGGCGAAUUGGAUCAUUCUUGUAAGCAAGUGCCUCUCACAGAGAAAGAAGCAGAAUACGCUGUAGUGGUAAGAUUUAGUCCAGACAAUAAAAGUCCCAUCUUAAAUCAAAUUCUCCAACGAGAGAACGAAAGCAGUCUUUUCAUUUUACCGUGUCGUUCCAUUACAAACACGAUGCCAGAUCAGGUGAGUUAUCGGAAUCCUCACAAUAGUUUAGCCUUUUUCGUCACUCAGAAAUUGCAAAAUGUUGAGAUUGUCCCAACGAAUUGCGAUCCAUCCCAGUGGACCAUUCUCGCUGCUUCACGCAUAAACGAAUUGAUGUUCGACGCUCCAGGAUCUUGCUUCAGUAUUUUGAAGAAGGUUCAAACCGAUUCAGAAGGCUUCAGUACUUCCGUAGGAAGUUUUGCUGUGAGCCUCAAUUACGUCGUCAAAGAAGAUGGUGACGAUUUUGGAUACAACGAUUCUUACGCCUUAGAACCUAUUUCCAUCUCAAUCGCUGAUUAUGUCGUUCCUCGCGGUCUCCGUUCCGGCCAGUUCAAAUCUCAAUGGAAUCUGCUCGCUGGAUUUGAAGCACUUGGAAAAUUGAGUUUGAAUUAUCGUUCGAUGGAAACAGCAAUUUCAGAAAUCAUUGAUCUUCUCAAUCUCGCGCCAUGCGAGGGAACAGAAGUCGUUCCAGCAACGUCAACUUCUCAUGAUCUUUUACUCGCUGGGAUCCUCGUCGGAGGACUUUUAAUCCUAUCGCGAUGCAUGGUAGUGAUGAGCCCGAAGCAUGGAUGCCUAUUGAAGAGUUUGAAUUUAUCUUUUUCGUUACAUUCACGUAAAGAGCUCGCGAUAUAUUCAACUUCUGAAAAACAUGGUGAAUAUUCAAUUUCGCUCUUGCUGAAAAAUCUUUGGAUAUUCAAUUUCGCUCUUGCUGAAAAAUCUUUGGAUAUUCAAUUUCGCUCUGAAGAAGAACUGAUUAAGAAAAGAUUAUGCAAAGAAGAGGCGAACGCCUUGAGCAGAACAGACGGUCGCGAAGAUUGUGUUGAUGUCUUUCAUCAUCUGGGCUGCCUGGAUCUCUGA